AAUCGAUCAGCACAGCGGAGUUGCAGAGAAAAGCCAAAGCUUCAGUACAUUGUUGACGAAGCUCCUAGAAAUGGCAAAGACCGACGAGCCGGUUUUAGGAAUCCCCUACCAGGCUCCGAUGCCCCAGCAAUUUGAUCGUCAGCAACAUUUCUACUACAUCGGACCGAACCCCUACCAAGCCGGAGCGAUUCCUCCCAACGCCAUCGUCGGCGAUCCCAAGGGGAUUCCGAUUCAGCAGACGAUUUACAGAGACACUCCGGCUCCUUUCAACUGCACCCUGUGCGGCAACUCCGGCCUCACCACGAUCAGAUCAAAACCAAGCCUAGCUGCUGCUGUUGGUUGUAUGAUGCCAUUGAUGCUUGGGUUUUGCUUUCUUUGUCCUUCUAUGGACUGUCUCUGGCAUAAAUAUCACUAUUGCCCAAGCUGCAAUGAGAAGGUUGCUGAUUUUGAGAAAUCUGAUCCUUGCGCAGUAGUGGAUGUGCCACACUGGACACAACCAAGCUUUGCAUUGCCUGCAUAGCGCGAUAAGUGCUUAAUAUGCAUCAGCAUUACAUGUACGUCGUUUUUGUUCAUUUGUAUAUGUUUCUUUUUUCUGUGUUAUAACCUAGUGAAAUGUGUUUUAUCCUUAUGAGAAGCUGUAUGGGCCCAUAAAUUGCAUGCAAAACACUUAAGAAGAGUUUAUAUAUCAUGUAGCUUGCUUGGCUCUUUGGAACUAGAAAAUGAAUCACGCAAGGUUGUUUCCUCA
Molecule: messenger RNA, 745 nt
Organism: Diospyros lotus (date-plum)
Lineage: Eukaryota; Viridiplantae; Streptophyta; Magnoliopsida; Ericales; Ebenaceae
Product: GSH-induced LITAF domain protein
Exons: 3
Coding region: 71-520 (149 amino acids)
Molecular function (GO): zinc ion binding
Source: RefSeq, a predicted model, not a curated record